AAAUGAGGAGAGCCUGGCCUCCACAGCAAGAGAUCGAGCCUCCUGUCCAGAUGCGGACACCUGGCGCUGGUCUGACCUGAGUGGAUACCAGGGCAGCUGGCCUUAGAGGAUCCAGAGAAGAAGGGUCAGCAUGCUCUGAGCAAGGCCAGAGGCAGUGGUGCUCCUGGGAGCUCUGCUGACUGCAUCUCUGGAUCCAGCGGGCGGCCGGGACUCACUCCCACUGUCCUGGGAAGUGCAGCGCUAUGACGGCUGGUUCAACAACCUGAGGCAUCACGAGCGUGGCGCAGCCGGCUUCCGACUGCAGCGCCUCGUGCCAGCCAAUUACGCGGAUGGCGUUUACCAGGCUCUGGCGGAGCCGCUGCUGCCCAACCCGCGCCUACUCAGCGACGCCGCCAUGCGAGGCACCGCCGGGCAGCCAUCCCUCCGCAACCGCACCGUGCUGGGGGUCUUCUUUGGCUACCAUGUGCUCUCCGACCUGGUGAGUUUGGAGACCCCGGGAUGCCCAGCCGAGUUUCUCAACAUCCACAUCCCGCCCGGGGACCCGGUGUUCGACCCCGACUGGCGCGGGGACGUGGUCCUCCCCUUCCAGAGGAGCCCCUGGGACCCUGAGACUGGACAGAGCCCCAGUAAUCCCCGGGACCUGACCAACGAGGUGACGGGCUGGCUGGACGGCAGCGCCAUCUAUGGCUCCUCGCACUGGUGGAGCGACGCGCUGCGGAGCUUCUCCGGCGGGCAGCUGGCGUCGGGGCCCGACCCCGCCUUCCCCCUCAACGCGCAAAGCCCCCCGCUCAUGUGGACGGCGCCCGACUCCGCCACAGGACAGCGCGGGCCUGGGGGGGCUGCACGCUUUCGGGGCGGAGCGAGGGAACCGCGACCCCUUCCUGCAGGCGCUGGGACUGCUGUGGUGCCGCUACCACAACCUGUGCGCGCAGCGGCUGGCCCGCGAGCACCCGCAAGGGGGGGACGAGGAGCUGUUCCAGCACGCGCGCAAAAAGGUCAUCGCCACCUACCAGAACAUCGUUCUGUAUGAGUGGCUGCCCAGCUUCCUGCAGAAAACACCCCCCAAGUAUGCAGGACACAGCCCUUUCCUGGACCCCAGCAUCUCCCCAGAGUUCCUGGCCACUUCUGAGCAAUUCUUC
Ailuropoda melanoleuca (giant panda) is the source of this 1139-nucleotide messenger RNA. Its product is annotated as dual oxidase 1-like. The transcript has 9 exons. Bases 395 to 1030 code for a protein of 211 amino acids. The record is from RefSeq and is a predicted model, not a curated record. Gene Ontology annotation, biological process: response to oxidative stress. Gene Ontology annotation, molecular function: peroxidase activity; heme binding. NCBI's taxonomy places the organism in Eukaryota, Metazoa, Chordata, Mammalia, Carnivora, Ursidae.